AUGAAGGCGCCCGUGGAGGCUCUGGCAAGAGCAAUGACCCGUCAGGGUACGCCGAAGCUUGAGCCGCCGGAGCAUACAGGUAGUAGUUUGCAUGAUAGCGGUCGUUUGAGCAAGACGAUAAUGGACCGUCGCAAGAGCGAACAUCACAUUGUUUCUGAGACGGAUUCGAUGUCGUCUUCUGGGAGGACAUUUUGCGAGUCACCGGUACUGAAGUUUAAGCCGGCGGAAAUAUUACCGCCGAAGAGUCAGCAAGUGAAGCAGGCGGAGUGUACCUUAAGGAGUUUUGUGCAGGUAGUGCGGGAGGACAGUAUGAGGAGACAAUGCGCCCGAGGGGUGAAUGCACCACCGGUAUCGGCGGCAGAUCUGAUUAUGCCUCAGCGAUACUUUUACGCUCAGGGAGCCAAUGAAUUAAUGAAGCUCAAAGUUGUGAAUGUCGGUCCGGAUACAGCAUCCUUGCAACUGCCUGCUUACACUCUAAGGCUAAUUAAACUAGUCAAGCAUCGAAGACGAAGACUUCGCGAAAUCGCGAAUGGGUAUCCAUUGUUUGCCCACGAAAACCGUAUUAUUCUCGAGCAUGAGACCGAGAUUUUUGAGCAGGCUCUUCGAGACGCACUACACAUGCUCAAAUCCACUAGAGCCAUUCGACACAAUAAGGAGGCGCUGUUGCCUCCACCCAAUGACAUGAUACUGGCGCUGAGCAAUCGUAAGGCAUUACGACAACCCGCGUUGAAAGCCCGGCUCAAACCGUUUGCGGACAUGAAUGACUUCAUCGCCGAUAUCAGCGUGUCCGGUGUUACUGAUAUGCUUGCCAGCGAAGCCUCCGAGUCCACCGCAGAAAUCGCAGAUGAAGUCCAACAGCUCAGGGCCAAUGUACAGCGGGUCAGACGUGAUAUCGCCCAUUUUUUGAAUGAAGAGGAAGAGCCGCCUAUAUUGCAUAUCCGGGCAGAUAGAUCCUGCAGCAUUCACUCUUUGAAUUCGUCCUUGUAA
Molecule: messenger RNA, 987 nt
Organism: Gregarina niphandrodes
Lineage: Eukaryota; Apicomplexa; Conoidasida; Eugregarinorida; Gregarinidae
Exons: 2
Coding region: 1-987 (328 amino acids)
Source: RefSeq, a predicted model, not a curated record